AUGGAGCGUGUUUACACGGAAAAAGCAGUGAGAGCAGCGCUCGCCCUGUCCAAGCUGACGAUGCUCUACUAUCCCGAUAAUUACCUCUCCGGUGGGUUGGUUUCAGCUCUCUGGAUUCGACUUGACGAGGAUGACGAGGUCUAUGGAUUCAUCAAGUCCUGGUACCUUUGGGAGGAAUCCGAAAACCACCCCCCGGGACAGAUGGCACCCACACUCAUUCAGAAUCCCGAUAUCCUGGAGGAUGUUGAUUUCUAUCUAGGUAUAGAGGCCAGGUUUAUGGAUGGAACAGACACCAUCACCUUCCUGCUCUGCUUGACUUUGUUGAAAAUCAAAAUUCUGCUCGAUCUCAAGGAUCUCCACCAAGCACGACAAGCCGCGGGACCGAAGGUGCCCCAGGAGGUACUGGACGAGAUCCUGGCAAAGAUUCCUCGAAGCUCGUCCAUCCGGGCCAAUCGCCGGAUCAUGAGCAAUCCCGAUCUGUCCGCCGAAAUCGCAAGACUAGAUACCCAAGUCGACGCCCUGUACAUGAAGAUUAACCAGACGAACUUCUUUUGGUGGCGAACUUUGGUCGAUCGACCACUCGAGGCGAUUCAGACGGUCGUUAACCGGUCGCAUGGCGGUGCUCCAGCGGAAUGCGGGAGUCCACUCGAGGCGGCCAUCUGGAUCACACAGAAAUCCCAACGUUUCUGCUGGAUUGAGACGCCAGGAGCUCUGGAGUUCCUGCGGCAGAAGAACUCCACCGUUCCCCUCCCCUUGUUGAGCGAGGCUUAUCGGGUCUAUGGCAGACGUGCAGAGGAGUUAGUUGCAGCUUUGUAUAACCUCUAG
Molecule: messenger RNA, 825 nt
Organism: Penicillium paradoxum
Lineage: Eukaryota; Fungi; Ascomycota; Eurotiomycetes; Eurotiales; Aspergillaceae
Exons: 1
Coding region: 1-825 (274 amino acids)
Source: RefSeq, a predicted model, not a curated record